Messenger RNA from Gavia stellata (red-throated loon), 2926 nucleotides. It is a transcript of the gene LRRC47, whose product is annotated as leucine rich repeat containing 47. Gene Ontology annotation, molecular function: RNA binding; phenylalanine-tRNA ligase activity; protein binding. Gene Ontology annotation, biological process: phenylalanyl-tRNA aminoacylation. The transcript is spliced from 7 exons. The record is from RefSeq and is a predicted model, not a curated record. Bases 1 to 1764 code for a protein of 587 amino acids. NCBI's taxonomy places the organism in Eukaryota, Metazoa, Chordata, Aves, Gaviiformes, Gaviidae.
AUGGCGGCGGCGGCGGCGGCGGCGGCCUGGCCGGAGCUGGAGGCGGCGGCGCGGGAGCGGCGGCGGGAGCUGGCGCUGGCCGGCGCGGCGGUGGCGGAGCGGGUGGCGGCGGGCGGCGGGCGGCUGCCGGCGGCGCUGCUGGCGCUGCCGCUGCUGCAGUCGCUGGAGCUGAGCGGGUGCGCGGCGCUGCGGGAGCUGGGCCCGGGGCUGGCCGCCGCCCUGCCCGCCCUCCACACGCUGGUGCUGCGCGGCAACGCGCUGGGCCCCGCCGGGCUGGGCGCGGGGCUGGGCGGGCCGCUGCCGGCCCUCCGCCUCCUCGACCUCUCCGGCAACGGCCUGGAGGCGCUGCCCGCCGCGCUGGGCGGGGCGGCGGGCGCGGAGCCGGCGGGAGGCCCGGCCUUCCCGCAGCUGCGCAGCCUCAACCUGAGCGGGAACCGGCUGCGGGAGCUGGGCCCGGGGCUGGCCCGCGCCGCGCCGCAGCUGCAGGCGCUGCUGCUCUCCGGCAACCGCCUGCGGGCGCUGCCCGGCGGGCUGCUGCCCCCCGCCGCUGCCGGCCCGGGCGGGCCCUUCCCGCUCCUCAGCCGCCUGGAGGCGGCCGACAACGAGGUGGCGGAGCUGGGCGCCGAGAUCGCCGCCCUGCCGGCCCUCAAGAGCCUGGACGUGGCCAACAACCAGCUGCGGGAGCUGCCCGCCGCGCUGGCCGACUGCCCCCGCCUGAAGGAGGCCAACUUCAGGGGCAACCAGCUGAAGGACAAGCGGCUGGAGAAGAUGGUCAACGGCUGCCAGACGAAGGCCAUCCUGGAGUACCUGCGGGCCGGCGGCCGCGGGAAGGGGAAGGCCGAGAGCGCCAGAGAGGAGGCCAGGAAGAAGAAGAGGGAGAAGCCGCAGAAGAAGGACAGUGGGGACGGGGAGCAGGACGAGCUGGAGGAGGCGAGCAAGCUGCUGGUGAAGGUUCUGCAUGUCUCCGAAAACCCGGCGCCCUUGGUGGUCAAAGCCAGCCCGGGCGUCAGAGAUGUUCGACCCUUCAUUGUGUGCUGCGUGCUGAAAGGGGUGAACUUAAAGCCGGGAAAUGCUCUGAAGAGGUUCCUGUCCGCACAGACUAAACUGCACGAAGACAUCUGUGAAAAGCGGACAGCAGCCACAAUUGCCACCCAUGACUUGCAGUUGAUCAAAGGUCCUCUGACGUAUGAUGUUCGGCCUCCUGACGAACUGAAGAUAAUGCCCCUGGGUCGAAAGGAGAUUAAGGCAAAGGAUCUUCUCCGUCAGCUGCAGUUGGAAGCUGAGGAGCAGAGGAAACAGAAGAAGCGUCAGAAUGUUUCUGGGUUGCACAAGUAUCUCCAGUUAUUGGAUGGCAAAGAUAACUACCCAUGUCUUGUGGAUGCUGAAGGCAUUGUGAUUUCUUUCCCACCAAUAACCAAUAGUGAGAAAACAAAGAUUAGAAAAGAUACCCGUGAUCUGUUUCUGGAAGUGACAAGUGAUGCCAGUUUACAGAUAUGCAAAGAUGUCAUGGACACACUAAUUCUGAAAAUUGCAGAACUGAACAGGUUUACCUUGGAAAAUAAGGAAGACUCGGGCUCGGAUAACGAAUCUGAUGCUCUUUGUGGACCACUGAAUUUGAACCCCAGCCAAAACGUACAGCCGAUGAAUUUUCCGUUGGUAGUGGAGCAAGUUCGAGUGGUGGACACAGAUGGAAACUUGAAAGUACUUUAUCCUUCAAAAACUGACCUAACCACAGUUUCAUCUCUUCUGACUGUAAUACGUUAGCAGCUAUGAAAGCUAAGAAAAUGAUUCAAUUUUCUUUUUUUUUUUUCCCCCAUGUUCAACAAUGCAACUUGUACGCAGUGAGGUGGUGGUCUUUUUUUUUUAAAGAAAAGAUGCAGUGCAUCCUGCCUGGGCAUGUAAAAACUUUAAAGUUUGAUCAAGCUAUGGCGCAAGGAGUAUUGCAUUCUUUCAGCCUUAAUAGAAAGUCAUCAGUGUUCUGACUAGGUAGAGAUAACAGCAUCUUCAAAUGCAAACUUAAAGGCAGAGAAGGUAUUGGAAGUCAGAAUGCAGUAACUUGUAGAGAAAAUCAUUGUGACAUCUUAGCGUUUAUAAAGUGAAUGCAGUCAUAUUUUUCUGCAAGAUCACUGUUUCUUCCUGGUAUGUUUGAGCUGGAUUAUUAUUUUGGCAGCUAAACUGAGAAAUCCAGUAGGUGACAGCAUUGAAACUAAGUCACAUGCUGUGUUCCAAUACUGAAGACAGAAUGCGAAACUACUUGGCUAACAUCUCGUUCUGCGUAAUUUUAUUUUUAUAUCUGGAGUAAUUGUGAAAAUUUAAUUGCUGUCAGAACUUGAGGAAUGAGUUUUAAAGUGGUGAUUUCUGUGUUCAGACAUUAACACAGCUUCCAUUUUUAAGUGAAGUCAGUUGAAUUGACUGCAAGGGGUUUGUGUGUCCCAGUGCAUUUUAGAGCCAUCAUCCAUCCUUGUGGAAAUACCAGUUGUAGUGACCUUGUUGUGUACCCGUUGAGUUACUGUUAAUCGAGCACUGACUUUAUUCUUGCUCGUGAAGUUCAGUUCCGUUCAGAGGGCUAAUGCUGCCUUACAUCGACACCACUGAAGCUCCCUGUCUCCCCAGAACACAAGCACUCUUGCCCAGAGUGACCCUCCUGGAGCUUUGUGUCACACUCCCACAUGAAGUGUUGGGGACACCUUCCAAAAUACAGGUAGUUUGAGCGGUUCUAAUUUUUCCAGUCUGUGGGUGACUUUUACAUCAGGGCUACUACCUGUAUGAAUGCAAACCUCUCCAUAAGCUAGGGUGACCUACAGAUUGACUUUUUUCUGUUAAAAAUGAUACAGAGUUCUAACUGAACUUCCAGAUACCGUGUCAAAUACGUCCACAUGUUGGGACUUGCGUAUUGAAUGGAAAAAUAAAACAGUUCUUGCGGUCA